Messenger RNA from Antechinus flavipes (yellow-footed antechinus), 735 nucleotides. It is a transcript of the gene MRPL27, whose product is annotated as mitochondrial ribosomal protein L27. Bases 52 to 525 code for a protein of 157 amino acids. Gene Ontology annotation, molecular function: structural constituent of ribosome. The record is from RefSeq and is a predicted model, not a curated record. Gene Ontology annotation, biological process: translation. NCBI's taxonomy places the organism in Eukaryota, Metazoa, Chordata, Mammalia, Dasyuromorphia, Dasyuridae. Gene Ontology annotation, cellular component: mitochondrial large ribosomal subunit; ribosome. The transcript is spliced from 4 exons.
CCGGAAGCGGAAGUGGAAGAUUUUGCGGCCGGUGGCGUUUAGAGAGUAGCCAUGGCAGCGUCGGCUCUGCUGGCGUUGCUGGCGCAGAAAACGGGCCCCGUUUUGGCGAGGGGAGCGGUUACUGCAGGGCUGUCUCCCCCUCAGGUCAUGGUUGCCUCCGUUAGAUACGCAUCCAAGAAGACUGGAGGUAGCUCAAAAAAUCUUGGCGGGAAGUCACCAGGCAAACACUAUGGCAUCAAGAAAUUGGAGGGUCAAUAUGUUCAUGCUGGUAACAUCAUUGGAACUCAGCGUCAGUUCCGCUGGCAUCCAGGAGCUCAUGUAGGACUGGGUAAGAACAAGUGUCUAUAUGCCCUAGAAGAGGGCACUGUCCGCUACACAAAGGAAGUAUAUGUGCCCAGCCCCAGCAGUCCUGAAGGUAUAGACUUGGUCACCCAACUGCCCAAGGGUGCUGUGCUCUACAAGACUUUUGUCCAUGUUGUUCCUGCCAAGCCUGUGGGCACUUUCAAAUUGGUGGCUAUGCUCUGAGCCUUUUGACCAUGUCAUUGGUUGAAAAUAAAGUCAUAAUGCCAGGAGGAGAUCACGCUAGAUGCCAAGGAAUCAGGGUGGAAACAAGUCUCCCUGAGAAAGUGAGUUUGGUUGACUGCAAACACAGAAGAGACUAUGUGAAACAACCAGCCAAGGAGUAAUGAGGAUGGAUAUAUUUGAGAUCCAAAAUAAAAUGAAUUCAAACCAUGA